AUGGAUUCACCGACUUCGACGGCGACUUCAACGGCGGCGGUGGAUUCGUCGACGACGGCGACGGUCGAUUCGUCGACGUCGACGAGGAUCGUGGGCUCGAGAUCUUCGAUGAUCGAUUCGAUCCGUGGGUGCGGGCUGUCCGGUGCCCGAAUCGACAAGGAAGUGCUGAGGAAGAAGCUCGUCAUGCCGGAAUACCUCCGGCGAGCCAUGGCCGACGCGAUUAGGUCGAGAGACGGGGAGGAGGCCUGCGAGCGCCACCACAACAGCGGCGAACUGAGAGUCCCCGAGGACGCGCCGCAAUGCCCCAUGGUGGUGUUCGUCAAUUCGAAGAGCGGUGGCCGCCAUGGCCCCGAACUCAAGGAGCGGCUCCAGCAGUUAAUGAGCGAGGAACAGGUUUUUGACCUCUCAGAUGUGAAGCCUCACGAAUUCGUGAGAUAUGGACUGGUAUGUCUAGAGAAGAUGGCCAUCCUUGGUGAUCUUUGUGCCAAAGAGUGUCGCGAGAAAAUGAGGAUUAUGGUUGCUGGAGGAGAUGGUACAGUUGGUUGGGUAUUGGGAUGUCUAGCAGAACUUCACCAAGAGGGAAGACAGCCGGCUCCUCCGGUUGGGAUCAUUCCACUCGGUACAGGCAAUGACUUGUCGAGGAGUUUCGGUUGGGGAGGUUCAUUUCCUUUUGCUUGGAAAUCAGCUAUUAAGCGAUCUCUUGAUAGGGCCACUGCUGGGCCUGUUUGCCGUCUUGAUAGUUGGCAGGUUGUGGUUUCGAUGUCCGAAGGACAAGUUGUCGAUGCUCCCUAUUCCUUAAAGGCUACUGAAGAUUGCCAACUUGAUCAGGAUUUGGAAGUUGAGGGGCUGUUGGCUGAGAAAAUGGCUUGCUAUGAAGGAGUGUUCUAUAACUACUUCAGCAUAGGGAUGGAUGCCCAAGUUGCUUAUGGCUUUCACCAUUUACGUAAUGAAAAACCUUACCUUGCACAAGGUCCCAUUGCAAAUAAGAUAAUAUACUCUGGUUACAGUUGCACCCAGGGCUGGUUUCUCACUCCUUGCAUUAACGAUCCCGGUCUGAGGGGGCUCAAAAAUGUCAUCAGGAUGCACAUUAAAAAGGUUAAUUGCUCAGAAUGGGAACAGAUCCCUGUUCCUAAAAGUGUAAGAGCGAUAGUUUGUUUGAACCUUCACAACUAUGGAAGUGGGAGAAAUCCAUGGGGCAACCCAACUGCUGACUACUUGGAGAAGAGGGGAUUCGUAGAGGCUCAUGUUGACGAUGGUCUCCUAGAAAUUUUUGGUUUGAAACAAGGGUGGCAUGCCUCAUUUGUGAUGGUUGAACUCAUAUCCGCGAAACACAUAGCCCAGGCUGCAGCGAUUAGACUGGAGAUAAGGGGAGGGGAAUGGAAAGACGCGUUUCUCCAGAUGGACGGUGAGCCAUGGAAGCAGCCGAUGAGCAGGGAGUACUCGUCGUUUGUAGAAAUAAGGCGGGUACCUCAUCAGUCAGUUAUGAUCAGCGGCGAGUAA
Messenger RNA from Linum trigynum, 1500 nucleotides. NCBI's taxonomy places the organism in Eukaryota, Viridiplantae, Streptophyta, Magnoliopsida, Malpighiales, Linaceae. The record is from the annotation of a GenBank genome assembly.